AGGGCGGCCAUGUGCCCAAAUUGAUUGAAGAAAAUGACAAGGCCUGCAACGGUGGGCUCUUACCUCUUGAAUGAUACCUCAAAUGCGAUAGAGACGCAACGGCUCAACUUUCGAGCCUCUUCCACGCUGCGGCCGACCGCUAGCGCCCUUCCCUUCACAGCCAAUCAGUACUCAAGCGCAGAAUCGCGUGUUUCGCGUCUUCUCCGUCAAGCAUUGAUUGAGUGGAGUUGGAGGUGAAGCAUUCACAUUCACAUUCACCCCGCACUCAUUCAGGAAAUGCCUCCCUUCCGUGAUGACCAGAUCUUCAUCAUCGCCCCCGGUUCCGAAACCACCCUCGCCCAACUCGGCCUCCCCGAGUCGUUCACCCCCGCCCGCUACCGCCUACGCUCGCGCAUGUUCCGCGCCGAAAAGGCGGGCGAAUACGAACCCAUCAAGAUCCGACGGAAAGAGAAAGCGCCCCCUGCACCCACACCCGCACCCACCGCGCCCGUCAACGGUCUCGCUCCAGCACCCAAUGGCGCAGGCUCCAAACCAGAAACCACCGCGCCCAACGAUGACGACGAAUGGGAAGAAGAUCGGGUAUCAGAAGAAGGCGCCGUCUGGCCCAUCCGCGGCGGGAAAGUCGUCGACUGGCCCUGCUUCUACGCCCUCAUGACCCACGUCUACAACUACGUCAACCCGCCCUUCCACACCCCUAUCCUCCUCGUCUCACAACCCGUAUGGACGCCCAAAGAGCACGAGAAGGUGACGCAGUUCUUCUUCGAGAAGUUCAAAGUCCCCGCUUUCACGAUGGUGGACUCGGCCAUGGCGGCUUCCUACGCUUAUGGUCUUACGACGGCGACGGUGGUGGAUGUGGGGUUGAGUAAGGCGGAUAUCACGUGUAUCAGCGACUCGGUUUUGCAGGAUAUCGGACGAUCGAUCGCUGUACCGGAUUGUGGAGGCGAGGCGAUGACGGAGCGAUUGAUGGAGUUGCUUAACCUGCGGAAAGGCUUUACACGCGAGGUCUGCGAGCAGCUAAAGAAAAGCAAUAUCUGCGAAGUACUACCUUCUGACUUCGAUAUACCUACCAACGACUCGGUCGGCGGCGACGCGCACUCCGCCAAUCCAGCAGCCGCAGCGUCGACAGGCGCAGAUGGUGUACCGCCAGGCAAACGAAAACAAUCCGUCGUCGCGGACUUACCACGAGGACCGGGCCCGAACACGCAAGUCGGCGAGGAGAAGAAGCUAGAGGACGAAGAAGGCGUGCUCGAUAUCGCCAGCAUCGUCACGGGCGGCAAUAUGAGCGAGUACCUCGCGCAGAAGGAACGGGAGAAGCAGGAGAAGGCUGCUGCGCGACAGGCCAAAAAAGCCGGCACGGCAGGCGCAGCGGCAGCGAGGAUCAUACGCCUACCGAACAACAAACGCACGCGGAAUACCUUCGUGUAUGAGGACUUCGCCCUCCACGACGCGAUGAAGAAGGCCGGGAUGAGCAAUCAAAACAUGGCCGACAUGCAAUCCGCCAUGGAUUUCGACAGCAGUGGCGGCACGGGACCGAACGCAGCGAAACGCCAAAAGACUCCCGAACCCCAAAGCGCCGUCUCCGACAAGCCACCCCCGGACGCCGAGCUACUCGCCAGUCCCGGAUCCAACGGUAGCGGUUUCCGCCGCGAGAUCGAAGUCGGCCCCGAACGCUUCCAAGCCGCCUCGGGAGGGAUCUUAGAUCGACUUGCGGACGCUAUACACCGGACAAUCCAGUCCUGCAUUGAUGUCCACCGGAGGAGCGAGUUGUGGGAGAAUCUGGUUGUCGUGGGGAAUGGAGCGAAGGUACGAGGGUUCAAGGAGGCGUUGGUGGAGGUGUUGAUGCGGAAAUUCUUGGUCAGUCCGUCUAGUGCGACGAUGUUUGUGAGUGAAUUGCCGAGUCGGAUGAGUACGCCGGGCGGGACGGGGACGAGUACGCCCUUGCCACUUUCGCAUCAUGGUGGUGGGGGUGUGAACCCGUUACUCCUUGCGGCCACGACGGCGCAGAAUCCGGGUCUACUUCACCCCGGCGGAGUAUCGUCGUCAGCGUCCGCAUCGGCUUCGGGAUUACUAGCGCCUCAGCAACACCCGCACAGCAUGCAUUCCUCCCACGCACAAACGCCCACGAGCAUCAAACUCGCGAAGAUCCCCGAGUACUUCCCCGAGUGGAAGGAGGUCGGGUAUGAGGAGGCGCAGUUUUUGGGCGCGCAGGUGGCGGGGCGGGUGUUGUUUGUUGUGGAUCCGGCUGCGAGUGGAGGGGCAGGGGGAGGGGGGAGUAAGGGAUAUAUGAGUCGGACGGACUACAAUGAGCAAGGGCCUGGGGGUGUGCAUGAGGUUUGUCUCUAG
Baudoinia panamericana UAMH 10762 is the source of this 2343-nucleotide messenger RNA. RefSeq lists its product as uncharacterized. Lineage: Eukaryota; Fungi; Ascomycota; Dothideomycetes; Mycosphaerellales; Teratosphaeriaceae. Bases 277 to 2343 code for a protein of 688 amino acids. The record is from RefSeq and is a predicted model, not a curated record. The transcript is spliced from 3 exons.